AUGUCUGAAUAUCCGACAUUCCAGCUUGGCAAGUCUCGUUUCGACCAGGUACUUUUAUUUUAUUCACUUCACUGACAUCUGCCCCACUUUAAAAGUGCACUUUAAACACGAGAAGGCCGGUGACAUUCGACCCGCAGUGAUUUACCUGUUAGAUGUUUAACCUGCUGGCUUAUUUUUCUUCAUUAGCACACACCUGUAGCUUCACUCUAGUUUAUUCAACGUUAUUUUAAUUGGGUUUCUUACUGCUCACUCUUGCUGCUGCACUCAUUCAUUGUUUCAGCACUUUAACAAACACAAAUAUGCUAUAAUUGAAGCGUUUUGGUGGGUUCUAGGCCAGCAAAAGACUGAAAGAUUAACGACGAUAAGUAAAUGUUAAAAUGACACUCUUUUAAAUGAGUUAAAAAGCAUUCAUUUUUCACUGUUUACAUUAAUUUACAAAGUUGACGUUAUUUGAACUUAAGCUGAGGACGCAGCCUUACGUAAACUUACGUAAGAUUUGAAUCUCAACCGUCAACUCGAGGAGCUCGAGCCCCAACCAAUGCAGAUAUCCCAGCUAAAAUAAAUCUAGGAUCGAUUUUAUUAAUUAUACAGUCUACGGAUUGAAUUUGGGUUUGUUGUGAACUAUGUAGAAACAGCCAAGUUAAAAAGCAUUCAUUUUUCACAGUUUAUGUCAAUUUACAAAGUUGACGUUUUUUAACUUACGCUGAGGACGCAGCCUUACGUAAAUUUACGGUUUAAGGGUCAACGAAUGCAGACAUCCAAACUAAAUAUGAUCGAUUUUACAUUUUAUAUAUUAACUAUACGAAUUUGUUUUUGUGGUUAACUAUUUAGAAACAGGCAAAUCAAACAAACAAAAAAGACCAAUGUGUUUUUGUUUGUACAACGUGUUUACAGGAAGCUAAUUUAACUGCUUUCAUUUUCUUGACUAGUAUUUCUACCAUUUGGUUUUCCUCGCUAAAAUCACAGCUAACCAAUUUGUAACAGUGUUUGUUUCUGUUUUGUUUUUUAUUCGAAAUUACUUUAAUACAAUAUUUUGUUUUUUGCAUAUAGCACUAGUUCAACAGAUGUUAUCGUCUGCAAGGAUGAUACAAAAACUUGUUGACAAGACUUUGUCAUUCUUACAGUAAACAAGUGACAAGAUUCACUUUAACAUUAACAUGUAUUCGCAAGACAAUAACAAUGAAGUGCAAAUUUAAAUGCACUUUAUAAAUAACGUAGUUUUCAGUAAAUGUUUUGCACAUUUGGAUCAUUUUAAGGAGACUUGAAUUAGUUGAAUUGUAGGCUAAUUAAGUUGUGAAUGGCCUGAGAUCCACUUUUCUUGCCACUGUCAAAUCGAGUUAAGAUUAUUAUUUUAAGUAACUUAAAAUAGUGUAUAGUAACCUAAAGUAGUGUAAAAUUAAUUCACACUUCUACCUGCCAGUGUCAGUCUGAUUGAACAUUUAAAAAAACUAUUCCCCAGUUGUGUUUUUACUAACUAUCCAUAUGUUCAGGAAGUUACUCGGUGCAGCAGUGAGUCAGAAACCAGAUUUUCAUCCAAAUUAGCUGUUAGAGUAAUUAAAGUGAAGUUAGGGAAGGAAUGGUGCUACUCAAAGCUACACAGUAAGCUACUAAAUUACUCCUUCUGCUCAGUUAUGAAUAAAUGAUUGAAAGGUAUUUUUGGCACCGUCAUUAGAGAAAGUAAUUGCAAAUGGUGUGAGUGAAUUCAGGUCCCUAAAAGAUGCAGAUAGGAAACAGUAUGUCAGUGGUAUUAAUGAGGAGGCUCCACCUGGUGUGUUACAACAGCUGGCAUGCUGUAAUGUGACUGCGUACAAGCUGACAGCUGGAAUCUCUCCGCUUAAAGAAAUAACACCGAAUCCUUUUUACUGCAUUUAUAUGAGUUAAUUUUCAAUCUGAAUCUCACGACCUUAAGUUAUUUUGCUCUUAAAAUGAUAAACUUUUAAAGAGUUUGAGUUGUCUUAUGUUGAUCAAUUUAUGCUAAAAACAGAUGAUAGUAACAAAAUAAGAAUUUCAUUCAUUUUUUUCUUUUCAUUUGAGAUCAUGUUUGAUGUUUCCUCUCCUAGAACACUUUUUUUGGUCGCUUCAGACACUUCCUGGACGUGAUUGACCCCAGCACACUGUUUGUGACAGAGGUAACUUCAUUUUUUAUUCCAUGGCUCUGUUACUGUUUUACUGUUUUAUGAGAGAAAGGUUAAAGUUGAUUACUUACUGUGCUGAUAUAUCUUUGAGACUCUACAAUCAAGCUUCUAUCCAUGCCCAUAUCCCAAAUUUGUCUAAGUGGACUGUACAUUGUAGAAGUACAUUGACGCAACCCCACUGAGCAUUUGUUGGUCUAAAAGAGGUCUAAUAGACGUCUAAAUAUAGCCGAGACAACUAGUCUAAAAUCAGGCUACCACAGGUCAAAAAAUGAAAGUUUUUUAGACAUCUAAAUUUAGACCAAGUUUAGACCAAGUCUAAAACCUGACUGUAUCUAUACUACACUGUAUAUUGCUCAACGACUAUCAUAAUCAUUUGGGUUAAGUGCUUGGAGAUCAGUUAUGCAACUCACAGUUGCUUUUUGAAAUAAAUAGUUACGAAUAAUGGGUUAAAGUGCAAUGUCUAAAUUCCGUCUAAAAACAUAUACAGAAUCUAGACGGUUGAAAUUAGGUCUAAAACAAAACUAGAUGUCUAAUAGCCGUCUAUUGCUCAGUGGGUACAUUACAGAAGUAGCAUUAAAGAGAUGGGAUGAUGCUUUUUAUAUCUUAAAAACACAAAUAACCUAAAUUUUUGAUUUUCAAUACUAGAUUUGGGCAGAGUUUAAAAUUGUAAAAAUUUGUUGGAGUAAUCUGGCUGCUCUGGACAGCUUGUUCAAAAAGUCACACAAGACCUUGGUGAGGAGGGCAUGAGAUCUACUCAAUUAUUUGUGACAUCACGAAUUGGUCAAGCUUAUAACAAAUGAAACACCAAACAAAAACAUCCUGCUCUGUUUUUUUAUGCUGAGGAUUUUCUUAUCAUUUCCUUUUCAGACCUUAUGGGACAGAGUCAGAGUCCUAAACUGGAUGACAAUGAAUUUGUAGCAUGGCAACAGUGGGAAACUAGAGGUUUUAAGGACAGCUUCAGAGGGAGCAUUUUAAUGAUCAUGGUAAUCGUGUUGUAUUAGGAGGUUUUGUUUGGCUGCUCUGCUCUCCCUAGAUACUGGUUGGAUUUCAGAAACUGUACUCCCCAUCAGUCAAGCACAUGGAAAUCAGGGCCCAGGUUGAAGAACACCAAAGUUCCCCUUUAAGUACUUUCUUGUACCUAGAGUCGAAUCUUUAAACUUUUGGGUUACAGAACAUUGCCCAGUCUGGUCCUCCCCCUCAUGCUUCUGCAGGUCUCUGCUGUGUUUUGGUAAUUUUGCUCAUGGAGUCAUCAGAGCUCGGGCGCUCUGGGUAAUGAGCUGUUAGCGGGCUCUUUGGUGACAGUAAUAGCGGCAGUAGCUCCUGGGAUGUGAUGAGGUGUGGACAUGCGGGGCAGCUGGGAGGGGUGGAGAGCGUGUGCACUCUCACACACUCACACUCACACACACCUUGCAUCCUGCUGGGCUGGGCAGAGCCUCGACUUGCCCUUAAUGACAAGAGUGGAACAGGGACGGCGAUGAUUUUGCAUGCACACACACUUAUAUACACACACGUACGCAGAUGGCAAGCUCAUUAGAACAAAUUGGGCCACAUGACCCGGUAUUUUGCUCAGCAUUAGACAAUGAUCACACCACAGAAAGCUGCUCAUUACCUUUUAGGAAACUCAUUUGUCAACUGAAAACCAGCAUGAAAGUUUUCGUGAACACACAAUUAUCGCACAUCGAGCUGUGGGGCUCACAGAGUGGAGGAGGAAAAACAGACAAAGACACUUCAGAAUAUGUGUGACUUUGCAUUUUAUGAACUACAGUCCUGAUUACAUGGACUUAUUUAUACUGAAUUUAUUCUGAGGCACAUUAUGUUAAAGGAUUUCUUGACUUAAGAUUUAUUGAUAAUCUUAAUGGUUCUGAUUUUCCUUUCCAGCAAAAUUGUGUCAUUAAAUUGUGUCAUUCAAACUCUUAACAGUACAGUAAGUUUUGUCUAUUUUUGUCAAACUAGAAACGACUUCAGGAAUGUGUGAAGCUGCUCGACCAAGUCAAACAAGGAACUCUUCCUCCAGGAGUGACAGAUGCACAGGUAACGGCACAAAAACAUGAUCGUCAAACUUAGUCAGGGCAUUGAAGUCGUGUAAGCAAGCCUUUUUGGGGGGAUUUCAAAGUGUAAGGUGACUGUGUUCAGGAUGAAAUAUUUCCCCAUUAAAGUGGUUGUGUUUUGUUUUUACAGCUUUGGCAAGCUCAAAAAGUAAAGCAGGUAGGAUGUUUUUCUUUUUAUCUGCUCCUUAUCUGACCAACUUAUCGUCAUCUGUUAUCAUCUCUGCCUGUUGCGUUACGGGUCAGAGGACCUGCAAACAACACUCACACACUCCUCAACACUUUGACUCUACACUCAUGUGUUUAUACGGUAAAUAUCCUGCAAAGUGGCUCAAAAAAAAACUCUAUUAGAAUGACAUUAGCAGGGGCGUGCACAGAGGGGGGCCAUGGGUGUCAUGUACCCCACUUGACAUCUUGUUGUCAGCAACAUGUGCAGAAGUUUGCAUGUAAUCUGUAUUCUGUUCAGUUCUCAAAGAAUCAAUUUUAGAAGAUUGAACUGCUGCAGUUCUGUUGUUUUACUUCUAAAAGUCAUAAAACUUUACACAGAAACAUGAUGUCAGCAUUGAUGAGUCUAAAUAGAUAAUAAUAAGUGGUUUUGCUGAUGUGUGCUUCAUGCCCUCCAUGUGGAAUUGUCCCAGUGUGGAUACAUUAACUUUGGUGCUAAUAAGCAGAGAGUGCCAACUUCCAAAGAUAUCUGACAGUCAGUGAACUGCAGGUGCACACGCAGUCAGCUGUAGUAAGAGCCAUACUUAUAGAUCUACAAAAGUGUUAAUUAUCAGAUGAGUCAACUAUUUUUGAUAGUUUUUUUAAUGUUAACUAACUUAAGAUUGUGUAAUCUUAAACUUUUGAACACCAAUGUUCACCAAAGAGAUUCAGGAUGAAUCCAGUUAUUGUUGUUUGAUUUUCUUUCAGAAACAUUAAUAUUUAAUUCACCUCUAAUGUUUCCUCAUCACGCUCUAAUGAUUAGUUAGUCAACGGCCACAUUUGUCAAAGUAUUUAAUUUGUUUAGAGUGCCUUGGGUUAAAUCAUUUUGUGAAAAGUGCAGCACAAAUCAAGUCUGAAUAAAAGAACAAAACCUCUGUGUUAAGUUUAAACUACAUAACUAGAAAAGACUUCUGUACCUAUAAUUAUUAGUAAAAAUGUAAAAUAAAGAGCCUUGUUAGGCACUUUUUCAGGGUAUAUUUAACCGUGAAAACUUUGCCUGUCAGUGGUUAAACAUAGUGGUUCUCUGAGUUGUGUUUUUGUACAGUAUAUGUCAGAUAAGAUGAAACCGUUUUGCUGGACUAUAUACUGUAGAUCUUUGGGACAUCCUUCACAUAUUUAGACACGACACCCCCCUCAUUCUUCACAUGCUCGUGGCUGUCUUCAAAAGGUCUAAGAAAAAUCCUCCGUUCCUCUUCAAUCAGCUGAUCUCAUCGAUGUCAGGGCAGUAAGGGAAAGAGAUUUCUAUCAGUCUAUCUUGAGACAGCGAGAAUGCUGCACUGUGAGGACGUUGUAGUUUGUGUUAGGUGUGUAAAUUUAAGAUUUUAAAGCUGAGAUUUUUAAAAAAGUUUUCUUAAUUGUGCUUUCUUUAAGUAAAACUUUCUUCUCAACAUGUUUAGCAGAAAUAACCUUGAUCAUUCAGUCCUCAUUAUCGUCUUAUGCUGAUCAUCAUGCUCCUAUUACAGGCCAUCAUCCACCCUGACACCGGGGAGAAGGUCCUCAUGCCCUUUCGGAUGUCAGGUACAGUAUCUCGGGAGCCUCGGGGGGGGGAAGGGGGAUCUGGGGGCUUGUUAUGUGGUCCAACACGGAGGCAUCGUUCACCCCGGGAACUGUCACAACUCCACGGGGCUCUUCAGGUUGUCUGGGAAAGGUCGGACUCAGCUGGGCGCUGAUUAAAACGUCUCCCCCACAGUGACCGAGAUGUUCUCGAGGUCUCUGGAGGAGCGUAUGAGUGUUUUGGUCCAAUCUUAAAGCACAUUUUUGUGAAGCUGCUUUUUAAAGUGUUGAAAGAGAAGAAAUGAGAGAGGAGGUGUACACACAGUUAGAUCUUCACAUUAACAACAUUUAUAUCUCAGACAAAUGGGAAGGAGCCUUAAAAUCCUACUGCUCUAUUAAACAUGUACAGAUCAAUACUUUACGAUGUGAAUCCUGACUUAUUUAUUCAUAAACUCUUUCUUUGAACAGGUUUUAUCCCUUUUGGCACACCAGUGGUAAGACCUUUUUAUUCAUGUAUCAUUUAAAAAGCUCAUGUUGUUGUUUAUUAUAAUCCACAAAUGUCGUCCAAGGCAGCAAAGAUAGUUAUUCACAAAUAAACUGAAUUAUUAAAUGUUGUGUUUUAAACUAAGGUGUGCAGUCCAAUCAACCAUCAUCCUCUGUUUCUGUAAUUUUUGUCUUUUUACGUUAAGAAUUUGUUCUGUUUAAAAAAAGAUUUAUCUCUGGGCAGGUUGUCGGCCUCCUCCUCCCAAAUCAAACGUUAGUGUCGACCAUCUUCUGGCAGGUAAAUACAUCCAUAUUUUACACACCGUUUCAAGAAAGAACAGACUGUUGCUGCAGGGUAUUGACCAAUCAGAAUCAAGUAUUUAACAAUGCUGCGUAAUUCAUUUCAAGAUAUGUCUGUUUAUGUUUGCAGAUUUCUGCAUCAGAUUAAAGCUCCUGUCAGGAAUUUUUAUGUGGUUAUGCAACAACCACAGAAAUUGAUACUGCUGCCUCCUUAUGACCCCAAAAUGCAGACAAGACCACCAGCAAUUAAUAUCACAAAUUAUACCACAGAAACAUCUAUUAUAAGUAAGAGUUUGUUAAGUUAUGCCUGGAAAUGUUGUAUCCUCUCUUCUUCGUUUGACUUGUUUUUCCUUUGCAGUGGUUAAACCAGAGUCACAAUGCCUGUGUCAACUACUGCAACCGCAACGCCUCGAAGGUAACUUAACAGUAAAUCAGUAAAGCAACCCAGGCCCUCUCUGUAUGAACAGUUGUGUAUGAGCUUAAUGAAAUUCUUACAUAAUUUAUCCUUCGAUUUUCCUCUCACUUUAGCCGGCUCCAGUUUCUAAAUUUGUCCAGGGAUACCUCGGAGCAGUGACCAGCGCAGUCUCCAUCGCUGUGAGUACCGAACAUACGCUGAAUAAGCCCUUUGACUCCAUAUUUUGUCUUGACAGCAACAGCUCAGACAUUUACUGAUCAGUAUGUCUGUUAUGUCAGGAGCAAAACAAAAGAAAAGCCGAAAACUUUAAAAGCCGAAGGUUGGAGGUUUUCACAUGUAUGUCUGUAAAAUCCUCUGUCUCGGGUUUGUAGAUUCGUUACCGAGUGAUCACAUAUGUCAGAGGUAUGGUGGCCCUGUAGGUCAACUGCACAACAAUCAUGACUGUAAAAAAAUGUCUCAUGGAUGCUAAAAUCAUCUCUUUAAACACAAAUGUUUAAUUGAACCCACAAAAAUGUACAAAACCUGAAAAUAUUUCAUGGAAUCAAACAACAUUUUACAAGAAAUGAAAUACGAACAAAGUAAAAAAAAAAAACUUUCUACGACCCAAAAAUGUUUGAAAUAAUUCUUUUUUUUGUUUUUCCAAACGGGAAAAAAUUCUAUAACACAAAAAUAUUUUAUGACACAAAAAUGCUUUCAAUGGAAAAAUUGCGCUACAUUGUAAAAUUUUAGAUAGACACAAAAAAACAUCAGCAAACAUUGAAAUUCCUACAUUUUAUGAAGCUAAUACAUUUUUUUGUUUUGGUUUGUGUUUUGUUGUAGAUUUUCAUUUUAAAUUUUUUUUCUAUUUUGCUGAAUAUUUUCCUCAUAUUUGGAACAUUAUAUUUUUCAUAAAAUAUUUUUCUUUUUUUUUGUAAAAUUUUUAUUAACUUAAAAAAAAGUAAUUUUACACUUUAUUAUCUUUCUUCUUAAUUUAUGAUUUUUUGAGCGUUAGUUAACUAUUUUUGUUCUAUUAAACAUGUUUGUUCUGUUAAAUUUGGAACAUUAUAUUUUUCAUAAAAUAUUUUUCUUUUUUUUUUUUCGUUUAAUUUUUAUUAACUUUUAAAAAACUAAAUAAUUUCACACUAUCUUUUUUCUCACUAUUUUUUGUUCUGUUAAACUCUUUUUCCAUUUCAUUCCAUUCCUUGACUUGCCUGACACCUGCCCUUUGGUUGGCCAUUAAAAGCCCUAAAAUAACAAUACAGAAAUAAUCAGUCAUGUGACCUGUGGAGGCGUCAUUACUUAUUUUAGAUCGUUUCAUUACCUGCUGAAAACUCCUUAUAGGAGCUUUAAGUUAAAUCUGAGUAUUCUAAAAUGUUCAGACCCCAGCAGAAACCUUUGUAACGGAGCUUCGAGACGCCCUCAGCAGUUUGACCUCGUUUCUUACCUCAAUAACAUCAAAGACCAGGAUGUCAAAAGAGUGAAACACACGUUCACACACCUGCCUGAAACAGCUCCUGGUGUGGAUACUGGGCUCAAACCGAGCCAAUUACUGGUCCCACUGGGCGCCCAUCCGGCUGCUGCCCUCAGGCUUGACAACGGCACCAAGCACAGAAAAAACUCAUGGGGUGCCUUGAGGGUGGAUCGACAAGAGUGGAGGGGGGCAGGAGCUCUCCAAUUAAAUGUCUGCUCCAGUGACGACCCCCUGCUGGGCCUGGGAGAGCUGGAGGCUGAGGUGGUGAUGGUGUGGUACACCGGCGCUCGGAGCCUUUAGACCACAGCUUUCCAGUGUGUUAAAAUGAAGUGCGGUGUUUGAUGGUCACUGCAGAGAGAUGAAUAUUUUUAUCUCUUUUUCCUCAUGAUACCAAAUAAGACAAUGUAGUACCAGAACCUGUCUUUACUGAACCAUACCACACGAGUCAUUAGGGGACCAAAACUUGUUUAUUCAGUGUUUGUAAAUGACCAGUGGGCCCAAGUUUGCUUCAUUGACUUUUAAUAACUUGUCUGAUGGUCUGAAUCAUGCGCGCCUGUUUUUUUCAGGUCGGGCUGAACCUGCUAAUUAAGAAAGCCAGCCGCUUCAGCCCAACUACCAGGCUUUUGGUGCAGAGGUUCAUCCCCUUCCCGGCUGUGGGUAAGUGUAAAAAGCUCAGUCAAUCACAAGAUGGAAAAGACAGAAAAAAAGGCCUGAUCUUUGAGAAAAUACCUUUUAUUUUCUUCUUUUUUGUUUUAGUAAAGCUCACAUGAAGAAGAGCUUAAGAAUUUGAGUGGUACUUGCUGUGAUUGUACGAAGACAGCAGAGAGCAUAAAAGCACCAGAAUGAAAGACCUUUCUUUGUAACACUGAGCAGUGGACACAUCAGAAAGUGCGAUGAAAUUAUUAUUUUAUACUUAAAUACUAUACUCACUUACAUUUUCAGUCCUGUUCAUAAGUUAAAAAAAACAUACUUGUUUUCAGAACUUAAACUCUUUAUUUUUAAGUUGAAAAGGCACGUUGGUCUUCGAUGGUCUGAAUACUGUCCCUAGUGGUUCCAAGAAGAACUGUUUGCUUUUGCUACAGGGGACCCAAAUGAAAAAAUGGCACCAUCUGCUGGAAAAUUAUAAAACUACAAAUUUUAAACUAAGCCCACAAGUCGAAUUUAAGUUCAGUUUUUCCGCUGCAAUGGUCAUGUGAUGAAAAAAUGUGGUUAAAAUGGUUUUAAAUGUGUCUGUUUUUGGCCAAAUAGGCUUAAUGUGAUUGUUUUUAUUAAAGAGGUCUUUUUUAACAGCUUGAGUUCAAAUGAUACGGUUCGUAAAGAGCUGCUCUGUCAGGAUUAUGAUUUUCUGUAUGAGAGCCAAACUCAGCCGGCUGGUUGGUUCCUUUCUGCUCCUCACAGUCCGUUUUUCCUCGGCAGGGUUAGAGACGUGUUAGAGCUCAGAUUGUCAGACAUAUGUGAAGCCGCUGAGCUGAUUUCAUGCCUCUUUCCCACAAACACACAGUCGCACCCAGGGGUAUAGACCCGUGUCCCAGAAUGCCCCGGGCUGCUGGCUCAUAAUUAAAUUGUUUGCCUGCCCCCUCUCUUACCACGGUGGUUCUUUCAAUUAAUUCAACAGGUUUCCACAGUGCAGCCUUUGCCUGGUAAUUGGCUGCUUGUUAGAACUCUGCUGCUGCAAACAAAUUGGAUAAUUACCCCCAAAGUGGCGUCUAUGUCAAGGCCUCAUUUACCUGAUUUCUGUUUGUGCAUUGUUGUUGCUGCUGUUGUUGUGGUAGGCCGAUAUAAAAGGUAAUUAAAAUGGCUAAUUGAAGCGAGCGAAAGUAAAGUGCUGUUUGAUUUUUCACCCGCUUGAUUUUGUUUGCUUACUUAAGGCUGGAUUUAUUUGUAAUAACCCAAUCAGGCGGCUGCCUGUCAUUCAUUUGGAUGAUAAAGACCUCGACCGCUGCAGGAAAUGUAUGAGGAUAAUUAAUUUGUUGUCUUUUGAAAAUAUUUGUCAUUAUUUGUGAUAUUUAGGAAGCCAAUUACGUGAAAAAUUCUUGGAUUAAUUUCCAUGAGUGUACUGCUAGUUAUUAGAUGGCAAUUAGAAUAUGCAAAAUGUAAUUAUUUCAAAUAAUUACAAAUUAUAGCCUCGUGUUUCAGCAUUAAAUUCGACUGACUGUGAUUAUAUUAAUAAAGGCGUCAAAUUAAUUAUAAAAUUGAAUCAAUAAUUGAACACAGUCCUUUGAAAAUUAGUCCUGGUUUUAUAGAUUUUUGUUACCAGAGUCUUUCAGUCUGUCCCCUCUGUUAAUUGGUCUGGAUAUUAAAAAAAAAAAACCUUUUAGGUAAAAAGAGCUAUUUGCUCAGUCAAUUGAAUUCCCCUCACAAAGCGACCUGUCAGCCCUGCAGCUCUUAGUAAAGAUAACUCUGAAUGCUGUUGUCUUAAAUUAAAACGGCCUAAAGCAACAUCACUUAACUCUCUAAAAUGAGUUUUUCUUAUUCCUAUUAGAGUCAAGGAGAAAGGUCCGUUUGCAUUAACAUACAUUUGUGUUGAUUUUGGCUUUUGUGAAUACAUCUCUUGACACUGCUGUACGUCCACCUAUGGGUUGACUUACAUUUUAAAGCUCCUGUAAGGAAUUUUUAACCAAUUAUAAGUCACACUGAAAUGAAUAUAGAUGCCUUUUGAUGACCUACAAAAAAAAAUAAUAAUAAUAUCAGGGCAGUAAUGAACUAUCUGGAAGGUUUCAUUAAAGCAGGGGUCUGUGUCUUUAUAAAUGCAGGUACACCUUUGACACUUUUCUGGGAAAUAAAAGGAAAAAUCAUCUUUUCUCUCAAAUAUAAUCAGCUUUAAAACAGUACCUUCGGGCAACAACCAGCCUUUUCUUUUAACGUUUGAACUCAUUUUUCAUUCUUUAAUUUUUGAUAACAUUCUCACCUCCUCACAGCGAGUGCAAACGUCUGCAACGUGGUGCUCAUGAGACACUCGGAGCUGUCGGAGGGCAUCAGUGUGCUCGACGACAACGGGAACGUGGUGGGAACAUCCAAAGUAGCUGCCAGGCAUGUAUGUUACUCAGUGUGAGGCUUUCUUUUCUGUGUUGACACUUCAGAUGUAGAUUUGUUUGGUCAUGAGUGUUGAUUUAUGAAAUACUGUCAAUGUGUAGACCCAAUAACUGUUUGGAUGUUGAAGUAAAUGUUCAUAAAAACGGAAUUUAAUGGUUUGCAAAUCAUUAUCAACCUUUGAUUUCUUUGAAAACGGUGCAGAGACGUGAGAUUCGUUCAGAGAUUUCUCUAGAUCCCUUUAAUCUUUUAAAGAUAUUUUGUACUAUAGAUGAUGAAUUCCUAGAAUGUUUGGAUUUUCUCCUCUGAGGAGCAUUAAUUGGAAAUUGUUCGACUAUUUUCUUACUCAGUUUCUUACAAGAGUGAUUCACCUCUUCCUAUCUUCACUCCUGAGAGACUUAGCCUCUCUGUAACGCUCUUUUAAACCCAGUCAUAUAACUGUUCAGUUUCAAAUAAACUUCAUUAGUUUGGAGAUAUUUCUUUAGGUGUUGAUUUUUGAUCAUUACAGAACUUUUUACGUGUUUUUUGGUCCUUGUUCAAAAAGUUAUGGAACAUGCUGUCGGCAUUACAUUUAUAUAAUUCUCAAAAAACAAUCAAAAAUUUCCUUUUUUACUUUUUUUGCAUAACUUUCAGUUCAAUACAUGUUUUAAAUCUGUUUUUAUCAACAUUUUACAUCAAACCUUAACUUUUAUUUAACUGGGGUUGUUGUUUGAUGCUCACUGUCGCUUAUGAGAUGUUGACAUUUCAAGAUAAAAACCACUCCUUUUUUCGAUAGCAUCAGAAAUAAACUUUAUUUCUUUUGUUUCUUGUUUCAGGCUCUAUUAGAAACAGCUCUAACCAGAGUGGUUCUACCGAUGCCGAUUCUUGUGCUCCCUCCUAUGAUCAUGGCCUCCCUGGAAAAGUGAGUAUUCAUCAUAUUUGUCUGCCUGUGAACUCAAAGCUGUGAGGUUGUCUGUUCCUGGGAAUCAAAAAGCUCCACAUUUAGGAUCUUUAAAUAAAACAUAGUCUCAGAUUACUUCGUCCUCAGAGCUGCUGCUGCUGCAGUCAGUGAACCUUUCCCCUCGCUGAGAUUUAGUGCUGUGUGAUAAGACCGUAAUGAAGUCUUAAUGAUGCAAUGUGUUUAUACGGACGUCCUGUGAUCGAUGGCCUGACUGUGCCUGUGGUGUGUCGAGGAAUGCAGCCAUCUUUGUAAAUCCUUGACAGCACUUGUCCCAACCGCUCCGAGCAGGCGGGCUCAGGCAGCGAGGCCGGCUGCCCAGGUGUGUUUGGGAUUCCUGGCAGCUGGAUGCCUGAAUGGGGGGGGAGUAAAAGAGGAGAAGGGGGUGAGUGUGAGAGAGCUGGACUGUGGUUGCAGGUGAGUCGUGCUCAGCUUUCCUCUCUUGUCAGCUCGCCUUCAGUGGCUCUCAAUGGAGCGAGAACAAGGGGACAGAGACGGGUCCCUGUGCGGCCCCUCAGUGAUGGAUUGAGCUGGUGAGAGCAGAUUGAGGGCAGUGACAGUGAAGCUCGUGAAGGACAGAGCUUGCUAAGUAUGAGAGGCUACAGACGAAGUGUAUAUACUGAACAUUUAUACAUUUUCUGUGUCUUUAUAUUCAUGAGAUAUUUAUACAAUUACAUUUUCACUAAUAUCACGUCAAAGUUCAAAACCUCCAGGAUCAUGACAGCCCUGAUGACUCAUCUGCAUGUCCAUGAUGUUGUUCAAAAUCGAUUUGAUCGUUGAAUUAAAAGGCUUCUGGGUCUGAGUCAGUUUGAAGUCCUCAUGAGACCUCUGAAAGUGUUUUCCCAGCUCCUUUCAUUAGAUUACACUCAUCACUGUCUGUUUUCUUCUUUCCUUGUUCCUGCUGGUUUCGAACUGUGCACCCUAGUAUUUUUAUUCCAUCACCAUAGACUAUCAGACUGAACAGCAUGCUCCUAAAACAUGACUGAAACUGUAAAUUAUGUCUCCACAGUAGUUUUGCAGUUGACCUUAAAUGUUGCACAAAGAAAAGAGAAAUUCUUGAACUCUGUAAACUUGUAGGAAAAGAUCCAAAGUAUUAAAACAACUGCUUUGUUUUCUGCUGACGAACAAACACUCUCUGGCUUUUUAUUCGAUUCUGACACAUUUUCAUGCUCAUAAUCACCCCCACCUUCUUCUCGAGGUGUUUGAUUAGUGUACGCAUUAGAAACCUGCGCCAGGUAAAUUGUUCCUGUGCUUAUGCCUCUUUACACGCAGUGCAGCGGGUUCUGCAAAGAUGAGAAAAUAACUGUAAAUAAGGGUUAAUGAAAUACCUGAGAAGUGCAGGCCAGGUUAAAAGAAAAUCUGAAUAUCAGGGGAAAAGUUUUUUCUUAAUGAUGUAACUCUCUAGUUGAUUCUUGAUAUACAGUAUGUGAAGUAACAGAUUUUAAGCUUAUUUUUGUUUUAAACCCUACAGUGUGUCCAUGGGGUGCAGGUGAGUGCUAGCUAAUCAAGUAAAGUGAUUCCAUGUCGGUGGUAGUUUUGGCGCUGUGAGCAGGUUAGGGAUGGGAAUUGAUAGUAUUUUAUCGAUAUCGAUGCCAUUAUUGAUUCAGUUCUUUAAUGAUUCCCUUAUCAAUGCCUUUCUUUGAAUUAAAAAAAAAGAAAAAGUAGACUAUAGGUUUUUUAUUGAGUCUCAGAUAACAGAAAAAGAUGUAUGCCAAAAAAUAAUCAAACAACAAUCAAUUUGUACAGCAUUUACUUCGGUCAGUUUUAAGUCAAAUUAUGGUGACCUUAUUGUGAAUCCCCAAAAAGAGGACACUUCUAUGCUGGGCGGAGUCGUGCGCAAAAUUUUUAGGGUUUUUCGGGUCGGGCCGAGUGUUUUUUUUACGCGCUUCUAACUCAGUUAGUCCAAGCUACACAAACUAAAAACUUCCAUACAAAACCCAUUGGCGUCUUUCUUUGUAAAAUGAAUCCACGCUUUAUUUCGCUUCUGCCUACUUUUCGUACCUUUUCCUUCUGUUCUCGUUCAUGUCGACUGGCUCACCGUUUUUCAACGCACCCGUAAGAAAGGAAUCGUUAAGGGAAUUUUUAAGAUAUAAUGUAAACGAUGUCGAUUGAACCAUUUGGAACCGGUUCUCGAUUCCCAUCCCUAGAGCAGGUGCAGGAAAAGAAGUCUGUAUCUACUGGUGGACUUUAGGCUAACUUUUUAAGGCUCCAUCUCCAGAAGUGCAAACAGUUUCAAACGAUUGUUACGCUUUUAUGCAAAAAUUGAUUUCAUGGACUCUGACAUUUAUGAAAACUUCAUCAGAUACUUCUCAACCUUCAGGAAAAUUCAGCUUUUGACCGAGCGUUCACAUGGUUUAAUGCACAAGUGUCCAACACUGUAUCUUGCAGCCUUAUAUCUCAGUGUUAUGUUAGUUUGUCAUCAGUGUAACAUACAGUAUAAUAUACAGUAUUUAUUUAUUUCUUGUUGAAAUCAGAAGUGCGGUCUGUGUUUCCGUGUCUGACACGAGUCAGCAGGGAGAUGACAUUAAUUGAUCUUCUUGUGGCUGAUGGAGGCUCAGUCAGGGGGUGUCAGAGGUUCAUGUAAACAGUCAAACCUGUCCAGGAUCUCAAUCAGGAUAUAGACACCAGCCAGGGUAGUCCAUGUAAGUUACUGUAGAGCCUUUAUUCUAUCAGAUCCUGUCAUUAAGUUUAAAAAAUGUGGAGAUUUUUGAUAUUAAGGUUUUUUAAACGAACAAGCGCAGAGAGAAAAAAAAGCUUUUGAUAGUUACAACUUUCCUCUCAUUGACAUUCCUCUUUACGAUCCAGCUUUACGAUCUGCAAGUUUCGGUGUGUGCGUAUGUGUGCGUAUGUGUGUGUGUAGCCUAAUUAAACCAUGGCAGCCAUAUGUGUUAAUGAGCUCCCUCAUUAGGCAGUAGCUCUCCUCGUUAGGGGGAGAGGCGUCGCUGGUGGAGGAGAUAUGGAGCAGCUCUUUCUCAAGCUCCCGCUGAGUUCACUGUCCCGCACACUGAAGAGGGGAUUAUCCUACGGAGGGGCAGCUGGGAGGGAGGAGGAGGAAUCUGGGCUGAGAUGAGAAAAUGUAUUUCUGGAGACGGAGCCUUAAAAUUUCCUCAAAUAGUCUGUUUGUUGGAAAAGUUGCAGCUUUCACAGCUGAUGGUGAUAUAUUUGAAAGGUAUGGAGUACAUUCAUAUGGGAUUUUGCACACAGGAUUUUUACAACCCCAAUCCCAUAUCAACUGGUAAAGUGUUUAAAUAGUUCAUAAAAGCAGAAUUUGUUAGUCAUUUAAAUCUCAUGUUGGAAAUAGUGAAAGAAAAUUAAGCAAACAGCUGGGAAAUGUUAUUGAUCAAUGAAAAAGCAACUGGACUCUUCUACUUCUGAGCCGUGCUGUUGUGGUUCGUGCAGGAUCCUGUCUGGACGGCACCACGUUUCUCCAAAACCUGUAGAUGUUGUUCAGCAUCACCUUCUCAGAUGUGUAAACACCCCCAUACUAUCCCCAAACAAAAGAUGCUGGCACUGAUAACCAGCCGAGUGAUCCCUCACCUCUUCAUGGCGGUGGACAAAGUAUCCUCGGUUUCCAAAAAGAGGAACAGGACAGUUUUGGACUCUGCCUCAGUCCAUCUUAAACAGGGCUGAUCAUGUUUUGAUAUUAUUCCUCUUUGCAUGAAACACUAAUACUCACACUUAUAGACCCAAACAAACACCUGGUAUGGUUUUCUUGUGCCUUGACCCCUUUCUUUAGAUUCUCUGAACUUUAUUGAAUGAUUUUAUGUCCUGUAGAUGAUGAUGGAGACUAAGCCUUUCUGAAAUGUUCCUUUCUUACCCAGUUAUGCUUCAAAUUAACCUUAUUGUUGUCUUUGCACUAUUUUAAAUUGCGUACAGGCCUUUGAAUGAUUUGCAAACCAUCUUUUUCUGGAUCAAUAUUUCACACGGCGUCAUAACUUCUUUGGAAAUGGGGUUGUAGUUUUGAAAAGUUCACUAAUAUAGAGCACUUUUAGUUUAAGAGUGAGCUGUGUUCUCCUGCUGUUCCUUCACCCUGUUAUGUGGUAGAAGUUUGAGGAGGAUACACCCCAAACCUUGUUAGACUGUAACGUUGAUAAAUCACAUGAUUUGUUCUUGUCUUUGUCCCUCCAGGCUCCCUCUCCUGCAGAGACAGCGGAGGUUGGUCCUGCCCGUCCACAGCCUGGUGUGUCUUGCUGCCUUCGGCCUGGCUCUGCCCCUCGCCAUCAGUCUCUUCCCACAGAUGUCUCAGGUAUAACUCUGUCCUAUGUACUGAAGAUGCAUUAGGGACAUCAUCUAACAUGUCAGGUUGUAUCAAAACUUUUCCUUAAGUUGAUCUCCAAAUCUUGUUUUUUAUUUUGUCUCUACUUUCAUAGAGAUAUGAUAAUGAUAAUAAUCAUUUCCUAGGUGUUCAAAUGAGAAUUGAAAUUUAACAGGCUAGUUAGGAAAGUCAUUGAUAUUAUUAUCUGAUUAGGACGAGCAUUUAGUUGACCAUCGCUGGUAUCAGAGCUCUAUAAAAACACUAUUGCAGUGAAAAUAACUGCUCAGAUCUUUAAGUGUAACAUCCUGAACAAACGACACAGUAAUGAACAGAAACACAGAAAGCUCUUUUUACUCCAGCUCUGAAUGCUUCUGCUCUCCUCCUCUCAGCCACGACUCCUUUUCAGAGACUGGUUUUGAUGACUCAGUCUUUUGACCUCUUCAGUUUGAGCCUGUCACAGUCCCUCCCUCCUAAUGAGGCGUAGCCCUCUGAGACCUAACCUGCUCUGUAGUGAUCUGCACAGAACUUCUGUAGCCUUCAUUCACCAGACUGAGAUCUAACUUUAGCCUUUUUACCUUCAUUGUGUGUCGCUUUAUUGAUUAAACGGCCGUUUGAUUUUUAAAUUCCAACCCAUCGCUCUCUUUGUCUCCUCUCUGCCAACUGACUUCCUGACACGAGCCAACCAGCUCUGGCUUUAUAAUGUUUAGGAUUUAAUUACCGCUGAAAUAUCUCCGACAGCCAUAUGGCAGAAAACUUCAGACAUAUGUGCCGCCAACAGUCCUGUGAAAAGCAGGCCUGUUUGUCUCUAACAAGUCCUUUUUGCACUUUCGCAAGAAAAGCAGACAAAAAAAAAAAGAUCUCCCCAAAAAGCAACACGAAUGCCCUGUUCCCCCUCGAACCCUCCCUUUCCUCAGUUUGUCCCACUUCCCUGUUUCACACCUACCAAGAUGUCUGAUUAGGAUUCUGCCGCCGCUCACACCAACAGCCAUCUGUCUCUGGUUCAAAUAUUAGGAGAUACAAACCUCAAAUUAGACUUUAAUCUGCCAAAUUGGCUCCUUUUGCACAUUAGCAGUAUUUAAUAUUUAAAGCUUUUUUGAAGUAACAAAUGAAACCGUUUCAGAUCUUUGAGUAGCAGCAAAUCUCCGUCUAUGAUUCAUUUUCAGUCUAUAAAUCCUGCAUGUAAACGUUUCAUGUCAGAGCCAGAUAUUUGAGUUUCACCUUUUUUUUUUUUUUUGCUCUGCUUUGACUCCCACAGAUCAGUGUGAAUGAGCUGGAGCCAGAGAUCGCCAUGGCAACAGAUUGUAAGAUUUUGACAUACAAUAAAGGCCUGUGAGUGAUCUCUGCUACCUGGCAUGCGGAGAUCGGACCCGCUGAAGCUGAACGAAGCUGAAUGAAUUGUGGUAAAUGUGUUUGUGAGCAGUCAGCACGCGUUUACAGAAAAGGACGAUUAAUCAUGCGAGUAAAAUUUGUUUACGACAAUAAACUAACACGACAUGAUCUAUCAUUAUAAUGGACAUUUACACAGAGAAGAAUAGUAAAUAACUGAGACACUAGUUUUUUAGUAUAAAACAAGUUUGUUUGUCAUCUGAAGAGGCUACUAUCAAACAGCCUGAUGGCAAAAGAUGUGAAAUUUACCGUCCACUGCGGUAUUGAGACAGUCUGAAUCACCACAGGGGGAAUUCCUUUACCUGACCAGUCCUGUGUUUAUAAAAUAAGUCUGAAAUAGACGUUUGAGGAACUGCAGUUGUUUUAAAUUCACAUAAGCUUCGGUUUUAAACCCCAAAGUCGGCCCCAUCUAUGCAUAUAGCGUGAAUAUGAAUACAAUAACCAUCACUAGAGUGGGGUCCCAGGCCAUCAUGUCGUUUACAUCACAGUGUUGUUUCUGCAGCGUGCUUUUAUUCACCAGCCUCUCGAGACUCCACAUCUACCAGAUCUGACAGCGAACACUUCAUGCUGCAAACUUCAAGAGUCAAACACCUGAAAAUUUUUAGAAAUUUUCAAGAGCUGAGCAGAUUUUCAGUAUCUGCAAAGCCCACCUUGAAACCUCGGCUGAUGAUGUAACUGAAGCAAAAUCUGAUUUUUGCAAAUAGAAACCAAAUAAAGAACAAUAUAAGCGAAGCAAAUUAGGUAAAGCUGGAAGGUCUAAUUUACACUGCUGAAAAGUUUGCCUUGUUUUGUGCCUUUUCAUUUUCUUCUUUUCCCAAAUACACGGCUAAUCAGAGAAUUGUUUUAUAAUCUAAACUGAAUAAAAAUAAAAGGAUGAAGAUGGAGGAGGGCAUUUGUAAAUGCAUUGAAUGAGGAUCGUACAUGAACCACUGAAGGAAAUGAGGAUAAAUGUAUUUUUGUAAACUUUAUUUUCUCAUAUGUAGGUCAGAAAUUUUAUACUUUAUAAACUCUCUGAUUGCUUUAUGGGGAAAAUGUAAAUUAUGUUUUUUAUUGUAAAGAAAUUAAGAAAAAAAUCAGAAAAAUGUUGAACUGAAUUGUUUUUUUGUUCUUUGAUUUUAUUUUUUUAAAUCCUUGUAAUUAUUUGUUGCACAGUUGAAAUCACUCUACACAUCACAUGUUAGUCUUAAACCUGAUGAAGCCUGUGAACAGUUGCAUAUCUGUACUUUCACUGAAAUCACGCACCGACACUGUGAAUCUUCUACGUUUGAUAACAGCUGCUAACCUUUCUGUAAGUCUUCGCUCUGUGCUUUGGCGUCCUCUCACAGGGACUCGGAGGCUGUCAUUCUUAAAUCUUCAACAUGUUUACCUGCUUUGAUACCAGGUGAAAUGACUUUCUCUGUUUUCUAAGCUCCUCGUACAAACGACCUUGUCUUCGGGGAUGACUCAGUGACAACUGUAUUUACACAAAUGUGGAAAUCACUGUCAAAGUGUCUACUGUAAAAAUGCUCCCCUGUCUCUGUGUUUGUGUUUGCACUUGAUUUAUAUAAACGUUCUGUCUUCAGGUGUUAUCUUUUGUCAUGAUCUGUGUCAUUAGCGUGUUUGUUGCACGGUUGCCGGGGAAACGCAGCAUGGCAGGCAGGUUAUUGGACAAGACGCCACAUGCAGGAUCGGUGGAGGAUGCCGGUGGAAGUUUUGACACAUACCCGAGGUGA
Messenger RNA from Xyrichtys novacula (pearly razorfish), 19846 nucleotides. NCBI's taxonomy places the organism in Eukaryota, Metazoa, Chordata, Actinopteri, Labriformes, Labridae. The record is from the annotation of a GenBank genome assembly.